AUGGGUCAGGUACCAUGGAUCCCGCCCAUGGAUGAUCGAGCCGUUGAGGUGCCUGAGGCAGCAACCCCACUGCUCUUUCCGCACGGCCGCAGCGGAUCAACAACACAUCCCUCCCACACUGCCCUGCUUGCGCCAUCCAUGCCCCCCCCUUCUUCUGCGGGCCAUGGCCCCGGACCCUCAUCCCAGGUCACGGCAGACGUCGUCAAGUUUCGCUGUCUGUUCACCCACGAUCUGCGUCGCAAAUCCAAACGCUGGCAAGAUGGCUAUCUCCGCUUCCACACCUUCAACAGGCGAAUCAUGGUCUUCGACGAGCAGGGGAACUUUAUCGGCGAUCAUCACUGGCGAUCGGGCGGUCAAGUUCAGGAUGGUGAUGAAAUGGAGCUGGAUAAGGGAGCGCUGAUCCAGGUCGGCGAGUGCAUGGGCACUGCGCAGACAGACUUGUCGAGUCUGUUGGAGAAAAGGAAACCCAGCCAGGGAUCGCCGCAGUCUGAAACACAGCCUCGUCCAUCUUCCCUGUCCGCCCGGCCACAGGCCACGCAAUCACGCUCACUCAAUGAUAUGCUGGGUAUCAAGAGGACCCCGAUUGCGCAUUUGGUAUCGCCGUAUGAGGAACGGCACCGGCCCAAACCUGUGGAAAAUGUCCGUCCUUCACAACCACCGCCCAAGCGACAGAAGACAUCUGCAGUGGACUCCAGUGCCCAACGCCCGGUAGUCGAUUUGACACAAUCGAAGAAGAACUCAAAGCCCAUGAGAAGCGCGCCAACCGUCACGUCAACUCGAGGACAGCCAAGGCCUGCCGCAGAUAGUCAGAGGGCGCGAUCUAGUGUAUCCAAUGAUGCAUCGAAUAUAGCACCGCUCACCAAGCCCAGCUCCAACGUGGACAGCACUUGCCCGCCAGCGUUGAAACCGGCCGCCAGCCGCCCGGCUCCAACAUUUUCCUCGCGGGGAUCAAUCCAAGAUGCACCGCCAUCAUCAGCUCAACUGCCCGAAAGACCCCAGGUACCCCGGAAUGGCCUGCUUGCCAAAUCACGCUCGUUUGCAGGCCCGUCCUCAGAUACCCCCAUGAACACCCUGCGCAUGGCCGUCGAGAAGCCCCGCAAGAAAUUGAUGUACCAAGCACUUUUACCCAGCGAGAAGUCCGAAAAGGCGCCGAGCGAGCUUUCCAUGCCUCCGCCUAAGAAGCCAAGCAGUCGGCCGGUUUCGACUUCUGUAGAGAUGCAGUCAGUACGUGCCCACCCGGUUCUCUAA
This is a messenger RNA of Penicillium lagena, 1248 nucleotides long. Its product is annotated as DNA helicase ZGRF1-like domain-containing protein. Gene Ontology annotation, cellular component: nucleus; site of double-strand break. Bases 1 to 1248 code for a protein of 415 amino acids. The record is from RefSeq and is a predicted model, not a curated record. NCBI's taxonomy places the organism in Eukaryota, Fungi, Ascomycota, Eurotiomycetes, Eurotiales, Aspergillaceae. The transcript has a single exon. Gene Ontology annotation, biological process: double-strand break repair.